Ilyonectria robusta is the source of this 896-nucleotide messenger RNA. RefSeq lists its product as uncharacterized. The transcript has 2 exons. Lineage: Eukaryota; Fungi; Ascomycota; Sordariomycetes; Hypocreales; Nectriaceae. The coding region runs from base 393 to 857 and encodes 154 amino acids. The record is from RefSeq and is a predicted model, not a curated record.
CAAUUGUGAAAAGCUGAAAGGCUGGGUCACAGAGACGGUGGACUACGGCCUACGUCAGAGCUCUUGUCGAGCAAGGUGGGACCUGCGAACGUGGUAUACCAACCUCAAGACCAGGGUCAGACAUCGAACGAAUGGGAAUCGAAUCGAUAGAUUCCAAGGCAUGACCCAGGCAAUCGGGUCGUCGAGACCAACCGACGCCAUCGCACACAUAGGCAUAGGUCAUCCAGACAUUCCUAACAGGAGGUCUAUCGGUGAUGCACAAGCUUUGCCUCUUAUCUCCCCCGUUUCGGCGUUUGUACCUGUCGGUGUUUGUCCAAUGCAGGUUAAAUUAGAUCGAGUGAUACAAGGGCGGUUGAUUCAAUUGGCCGUCGUUGUCGACUUUUGAAUGAUGGAUGCCGCCCUCAUGUCGGGGUGUGGUGGGCCCUCCUCGACGACGAUCCCGAGUCGUUCGGGUCCGUGUGGGCCUGUUAAUCCGGCUUCCCGGGGACUGGGAUGUCGAUCCCCAUCAUGCAGGCCAACCACUACAACCCAAUUAUUGCAUCCAAAGGAUAGGGUGUCGACAAAUCCCACAAUGUCGGGUCUGCAUGAUGGUUUAUUCUUUCGGUCGACUGUGUUGUUUCUUCAGCCUGGCCGGGUCGUCAUCCGAACCGGUGGAUGGUCUAGGGGUGGUUCGCGUUCCGUUCGGUACAGCAGCCAACACCCAAGGCGUCGGUGGCGGCCUGAGAAAUGGCAAGGCAGAAAGAUACCAGCUUCCGGAAGCAUGCAGAAGAUAUGCAGACGUUGUGAGGCAGAAACCUCGGACGGGCGGACAAGUGGUGUUGUGCUUUUGUAAUUUCGACAGAUCGGAGGAGAUGUAGGAGGGAGAAGACGGGUUUUUGAGAUGCACGGAGCGACCU